UUUUAUAUAAAUUUAAUGGUUUUUUUUGUAUUCUCUCAACGUGAGGAACAACGUUCAUUUAAUUUAUAUACACAGAUAAAUAACACUAUAUAUUUCUGUUUUGUCCCUUUUCGACUAGUAUCCCGGAUAGGCCACGUAAAUAUUGAUGUUAAUAAAAUUAGUGAAUCAAUUGAAAAUUUUGAAGACCUGGAUAAUAUUUUGCUCGGUGAUAGCCGAAAAAAACAAAAUUUAUUUGGAAUUGAAAGGACUAAAGAAAACGUAAAGGGAACUCAAAAAAAAGUUGCUUUCCAAGAUUUUGAUGACGAUCUUUUGGGAGAUUUGUUGAGUGACAGCUAUGAGUUGAAUAAAAAUAAACUUUUAAGUAACAAUGACAAUAAGAUAGGAGAUUUAUUUGGAACUAAAAGUACAGAAAAAUUAAAGUAUGAUACGGGAAUAUCAAAAAAUACUGAAGUUAAUGUAGUGUUAAGUAAAAAUGAACCAAACAGCUUAUUGAACGAUAGUUUAGAAAUAAAUAAAACAACGACGAUUGUAGGACAAUCGACAACACCAAAUUCUUUUGAAAAUUCACAUAAUGCUUUAGGCACUUUUUCAAAUUCAAAUCGACCAGACAGAACUAAGAAAUCAUCAAUAAUGGAGGAUUUAUUUGGAUCUAAACCACGAGCGAUUGCUUCUAAUGAAAGUAAUCUUGAUAAACCUGUAACAAGAAAUGUUGGUUCUGAAGAAUCAAUUGCGUCUUCAAAGCCAUUCGUGCUUUCUACUGCUGGUAGUCGAGAAUCGAGAAGACCUAGGCCAAAAUCCAUAAAUAUUAAUGAUCCUUUAGGAAUUUUAGGCAUACAAGAUACUACUCAAUCAAAAGAAGAAAAUCCAAAACAACAGAUAGUAACAAAUACUAAUGAUGAUUUAUCAAAUGAUUUACCAGAAUGGCUUACCAGCGGUAAGAAAAAGACGAAUAAUGAAAAUAACAAACAAAUGAACAAUCCUACAUUAAAGACUGAUAAAUCCGAUGUACAAAAUAGCAUUGAUAAUGCUAAACCGCCAAUUUUAAACCAAGACAAUUUAUUACAAAGAAAUACAAUAUCUCUACCAGAUAUUUCUUCGUUAACGAAUACACAGUUUGAUCCUCAAAUUUCCAUUGUUGCAAUGCAAGAACAAGAACAUAAGUUGCGAGCUGCCACACUUUUAUCUCAACAAACUUAUCAAUUAAAUAAUAUUGUCGAAAAUCAGAAGAGUAAAUUGAAUGAUCAAGAAAAAAUAUUUGAUACUUUCAUUAAACAACAAAUUGACCGACAAUCAAUGCUUGAAACUCAAAUUAAAUUACAACAAGCACGAAUAGAUCAUUAUAUUCAAGCACUUUCAACACAAAAAAUGACACUGCCUUCAGGUGUACCAUUUGAAAAUAAAGAUUCAAUAUCAAUGACUGAUAAACAAAAUGAUGAAAAAUUAGAAUCCGAAUAUUUGAUACAUACUCUGGAAAUAAAGAAAGAUAAUUUAGAGCACUUAGCAGACAUUAUGAAGGAUAAAAAUGAACGAGAAAUUAAAAUUUUAGAAGAUUCUCACGAGACGCAAAUGCGAUUAAUGCAAGAAAGUAUCGAUAAACUGGAAAAGAGAUUUCGUCAACAAAUCGAAGAAAUUGAACAUGAUUAUGAGAAAAGAAUAGAAAAGUUGUUGAAUGAAAAAAAUCAACAAGAAAUAUACUUCAAAGAACAAAUAGAAAACCUCAAAACAGAUCACGAUAAAGCUAUUAAAGAUAUUCACAUUAGACACUCACAGCAAAUCGAUUUAUUGCAAAAAGAACACAUUAUAACAUUAGAAAAUAUUUCUCGUGCCAAAGAAGUCGAACAACAGACCGUUGAUUUCAUUAAAUCUCAUAAAAUAGAUGUCAACAGUAUGUUAGAACGGGUACAAAAAGUUUCUGAUGGGUUUGAAACUCUGUAUGAUCAAGUAAGGAAUCGAGAUACUGAUGGUAUUAUUAAACGGGAGAAUAGUUUAAAAAAACAAGAAGAAACUUUAAAAGCGCUGAUGGAACAAUUGAAUACUCAACAAGAAGUAUUGAACGGUGAAAGAAAGCAGCUAGUAAUUAUUGCUCAAAAAUUAGAGUCUGAUACAAAUGAAUUAACCCAUCAAUUUGUAGAAAAUAAUAAAUCGAUCAAUGAAAGAGAAACAAGAUUGGAUUUGCAAGAAAAAUCUUUAAUAAACGAAAGAAAUUUAUUUCAAGAACAAAUAAAGUGGGAACGAGAACAUAUACAGUGUUUAAAAGAAGCAUGGAUAGCAGAACAAAAACAACAGUUACAUCUACUAGCGAACGAAAGAGAAGCUGUAGCCGCAGAAAGAGCUAAACUUGAAGUGUUUAAUAAUUUAAAAUUUAAUUCCGACGAUAUCGUUAAAACUGAGUUAGAGGCAGCCAUAAAAGCCGCACAUGAAGCAACUCAUCAAGCAAAUGAGGAGCGACGAAGGUGGCAAGAAAAAUCAGAACUUCUUUUAACAGAACAUCGUCGAAAUGAAGCGAAAGAAAGACAAUUAAUGCAAACUGCUAAAGAUUUAGAAGAACUUACUCAGGCAGCUGUUAUUAAACGUGAAGAGGGUAUGCAAGCACUAAGAGAAGCACAACGUAUUGAAAAACAACAUAAAGAUCGAUUAAAUCAAUUACAAUUACAACUUGAAGCUGUAGCAGAGAGAGAAAAUAAAAUUGCUGCCGAAAAAAUAGCAUUAGCAAGAGAAAGACUGUCAUUAAGAGUAUAUCAAGCUGAAGCACCAGAAAAAGAUGUAAUGAAUGACUCAUAUUGUAGUCAAAUAAAAGAUUCAAUAUACACUAUUUCUCCACAAAUACAAACACAUUUUAAGGAUAUAGUUGAUCCCAAACUCUUACUUUUGAAGUUAAACUUGGACAAUAAAUUUGAUAAAUCUCACCAAUUACUUAGUCAACAAAAGAAUUGGAGGCGAAGCCCAAGAACGUCGUUGAAAUUCACUACUAAUGUGUGUUGGAUAGUGUCGAAAUCGAAAUCAAAUGUAUUACUUCGAAAAGAUAUGUUGGUCGAAGCA
This is a messenger RNA of Cotesia congregata, 3039 nucleotides long. Lineage: Eukaryota; Metazoa; Arthropoda; Insecta; Hymenoptera; Braconidae. The record is from the annotation of a GenBank genome assembly.